This is a messenger RNA of Mugil cephalus (flathead mullet), 845 nucleotides long. It is a transcript of the gene pcbd1, whose product is annotated as pterin-4 alpha-carbinolamine dehydratase/dimerization cofactor of hepatocyte nuclear factor 1 alpha. The transcript is spliced from 4 exons. Lineage: Eukaryota; Metazoa; Chordata; Actinopteri; Mugiliformes; Mugilidae. The coding region runs from base 156 to 464 and encodes 102 amino acids. The record is from RefSeq and is a predicted model, not a curated record. Gene Ontology annotation, biological process: tetrahydrobiopterin biosynthetic process. Gene Ontology annotation, molecular function: 4-alpha-hydroxytetrahydrobiopterin dehydratase activity.
UCAGGCUGCUGUGAGGGCAGCCAGGCAGGACCCACGGCUCAUGGAUUCAUUCCAGUUGCUCUCGCUGGCUGCCACAGCUGAUUCGCCUCUGUCUGUGCAACAGGGGGGUUGGAGCAGAACCUCGUCGCUUGUGCUCGAAAAAACGCUCUGCAAACAUGGCUGGUAAGAUCCAGGGUCUGACGGAGGAGGAGAGGGCCCACCUACUCCCCCUGCUACGCAGCGCUCAGUGGGUGGAGGUCGUGGGACGGGACGCCAUAUACAAAGAGUUUAUUUUCAAAGACUUCAACCAGGCUUUUGGUUUCAUGUCUAGAGUGGCUUUACAGGCAGAAAAGAUGGAUCAUCAUCCUGAGUGGUUCAAUGUCUAUAAUAAGGUCCAGAUUACUCUCAGCACACAUGACUGUGGAGGCCUGUCUCAGCGUGACAUCACUCUGGCCACGUUCAUCGACCAGGCGUCUCUAAUGUGACCUACAAGCCUCCGGUCGCUUCAGGGGUGAAAUCUUUGAAAUUACUGGACAAACUUCUGACGUCACGUGACCCGCAAAAUCCAAAGAAUAUGAAACAAUUAUAUUGAAUUAUGUGAGUCGGGUCCAAUGUGGUGUGAGAAAUAUGCCGUUGUUGGGUUUGUACACGAUGAGUAAAUUUCAUCUAAAGGAAGUGGGGUAAUUGAAAUAUGACGUCUCAGCUUCCAUUCCAGAUGUUGUUACAGAAAAAAACCUUCACUGUGAUAAACGGGUCCUUCUGUCCCAGCUAGUGUCUUACGCGCCGAAAGGUUUUGUACCAAGUUUGUAAAAUGUUGUUUUCUGUUGUUGUUGUAACUAAAACGAGGAGAUUCUCGUCUCAUCAGA